Penaeus monodon (black tiger shrimp) is the source of this 807-nucleotide messenger RNA. Its product is annotated as histidine-rich glycoprotein-like. The record is from RefSeq and is a predicted model, not a curated record. NCBI's taxonomy places the organism in Eukaryota, Metazoa, Arthropoda, Malacostraca, Decapoda, Penaeidae. The transcript is spliced from 2 exons. Bases 85 to 537 code for a protein of 150 amino acids.
GUCCUGUGUGGGAAGAGGUAUAUAAGGAGCCAGACGCAUUGCCGGAGUCACAUCGCCCUGUUCCGUCUCACCAAUCCUGCAGAGAUGAAGUACUUGGUGUUUGUGGUGUUGGUGGCUGCCGCUUGCGCUUCUGAGGUGGAGAAGCGAGAGGCGGAGCCAAGUCGUGGCUACAGCAAUGGUUACGGUCUUCACCACCGCACCUACUACCACCCCUACCACAAGAGGUCGGCUGAAGCUGAGGCCGAAGCAGAGCCCACUUACGGCUCGUCCAACUACUACCGCCCACACCCCUACAUUCCUCCCGUCUACCGUCACCACAAGAGAUCUGCUGACCCCGUUGCUGAGGCUGAAGCCAGUUACGGCUACAGGUCAUACCAUCCCGUGCACUAUCACUCCUACCAAUACACCCCCUAUACUCACAGCCACUACAAGAGAUCUGCCGAGCCAGAAGCUGAUCCUGAUUUCCUUUAUGGCCACCACCACCCGUCCCAUAGCGGAGUUCACUAUGGUUACGGUUACCGCGCUCACCACCACUAAUCUAUUGGAGUUAAUAUGACCUGAAUGUAUCUAAGAGAGGUUUAUUUUGAAAAUUCAUAUUGAAAUAAAAUCAAUAUAAAUAUAUUUUGUUUAUGAUUUAAAAAUCCUAAUAAGAAAAUGGAACAUGUUAGCGAAAGUCAAUUAUAUAAACAACCAAAUGACACAAUAGGGAACUAUGACAGUCAGAAAUUUAAUCACAACUAGGGAAUUCUAUUUAAGUGUAUUUUACUUGAUAUUGUUUUUUUUCCUUUUCUUUUUAAGCAUAAUUAC